GGACUGAAGCCAGGCUGCAAAACCUCAACCCAGCCUCGCUCCAGCCUUCCACAGGCGGCUUCCAGAGGGAAAGCGCCGCGAGCCGCAAAGCCCUUUGCGUUGGCUAACAGCCUUCCUUCCUCCCCGCACUGACAGAACCAAGCCAAGCAAGAAGCGGUCAAGAGGUCUUGCUUCCGCCCCAGCCGUGAUGCUGCUUCCCCUUCCCCGCUGAACGCCCUCUGGGCGUAGCGCCGCUUGCUCAGAGGCUACAUCCAAAGGAGCUGGACGCCGACGAAGGGUCUCUGUGUGUGAGCCGCGAAUGUCCUUCCGGGGCCGCCGGAGUGGAAAAAUAGGGAUACUUCACUACCUUUAGACAAUGGGAAGCAGUAACUCCAAAAUAAGGCUUCCAUUUUCUCCAAGAAACAGUAUGAAGGACCACUACAGAAGUACAAAGCAAAAAUCCUUCAAUCAGAAUUCUACAUUGGGUGAUUUAUCAUUGGACGCAGACAGCGGUAACCAUACAUGCACACAGGAAAUUCACAGCAGUGAUGAAGACACUGAGGAGAUAUUUUACAGGUUUGUGAUUCUUCAUGCGGAGGGUGAUCUAGAUGAAGCUACAAGAGUUCUGGAGCUGCUGCAAAAUGAAUUCUGUAUUAAACCAGGAAUAAUUUUCGCUGAAAUGCCUAGUGGUAAGCAUCUGUUGGAAAAUUUACAAGAUGCCAUGAAUGACUCAGCAUGGAUAAUUAUCUUGUUGACAGAAAACUUCCUCAAAGAGCGUUGGUGUGAAUUCCAGGCUCAUACUUGUCUGUUCAGUUCACUUACCAAGCCACACAAGGGCAGCACAGUCAUACCACUGAGGCCACGGAAUAACUCACUUCCAUUGGAGAGGACUCCUCUUGCUCUUGGGGCCCUUAAUGCACUACAGGAAGAUAGUCCUGGGUUUGCCACACAAGUAAAGAAAAUUUUUCAGGAAUCUAGCUAUAAGCAACAGCAAACUGUAUGGAAAAAUGAAAAGGAGAUAUGAAACACUUGCUGGAAUGGUAAAGGUGUAGACAAUUUAAAGUGAAGUUGAAGCAAAGUCAUUGUAAUAACUUGGCCCAUUUCCACCUGGUGCAUUAUGCUGUGGACAUCCCCAAAUAAAUAUUUGGGAUGAGAAUUUAGUCUUACAAUUAAAUUCUCUGCAAGAUGUUAAUUUGUCAUCAUGUUCCACUUCUACAGUCCUGGUAGAAACACCGCUUGGACGUAAGAGCUGAUCUCAAGAAGACCCUGAGAAGUGUGGGCAUAGUUCAGUGGUACUGCUGCCUCUUGUAAACAGGGUCAGGCUUUUGAACAGUUUCAGAGAGCUGAAAAAUCUGUUUAAUUGGACUCAAUGGAGGUGGGAGGAGGGGAUGUAUGUGCGUAUCUAUGUACUCAUACACAUAAUGAGAAGAAGUGCCUCUCUGAAAUCACUGUUAAAAUUAUCUGUGUCCAGAUUUCAAGUGCUCAUAUCAGUUUUGCCUUAGGGUCUGCUAAUGUAUGGUGGGUUAUUUGGAGAAGAUGUGGACAGGCUCAGUACUAUUUAAUGAGAUCUCUCAAUAUCUACAAACUGUUGCUCUGGUAUCACAUGGGAAUAAAAGACUUCUGUAUGUUCAAUCUUAGUAGGAAUUACCAGUUUGAUUUAAUACAGCCCUUUCUACCUGGUUUCUGCUGACUACAUUUACUUUAGAGCUUUCUGUUUGACCUGCUGGGUUACAAGUAGUAUUUUUACAGGGUCACAGUUAAGUUGUAAGGCUUGCCUUGUGAAGUUUUGAAAUAAGGAAAGUUUCUAGUGUUUAUGUAGUCAAAAUGUUUUUAAGUGAUGAUUCAAUCAGUUAUGAGAUGCUGGCAGCCUUAUCUGCACAGGCUCUUGCUUUUUAAAUAAUGGCAUGUUCAGCAGCAUAAACACAGUGUAUAUGACAGCUACCCUGGUUGUAUUGUUCAAACUAUCUGUCCAUUCAGAUUGAGUUGGAUCCUAAGCAAUGCUAACAUGGGCAAAAUCUUCCCUCAUAUCUUUCUCCUAGCAACCCUAGUGGCCACUGCAAAGAGGUUGUGAACCCUCAUAGGCCAUGCAAAAUAAGUAGUUUCCGCAUACAGGAGAAGGAAACAGCUGCAAUUGCUCCUCUUGUGUCAGUGAAGCCUCUUCCAUCAGCACCAGCAGAAAGAAGGCAUAGGAUCCAACCUGUUUUCCAUGGGUUUUUUUUAAUUGUAUACUGCAGUUGUUUGCACAGAAUCCCAAAAGCUUUGCCUACCAUUCAAACCAAAUACCCUUUAUAUUAGGAAAGUCUGUCAAAUCUAAGGAUACUUAAAUCGUAUGUAUAUAUGGAUUCUCCCAAUGGCCAUUGCUAGACAACCCCAGCAUUCCAGACAUGAAGUUUCUAUAAGGGCAGCGGGAGGAGGCAGGACCCUUUCAGUGCAUAUUUUGUCCUUUGAGGGGGGACUUAUUGGGGCCAGGCCUGAAUAGGGUUGCCAUCUCCAGGUUGAAUAAUUCCUGACGAUUUUGGGGUGGAGUCUGAGAAGGGCAGUGUUUGGGGAGAAGUCUCAGCCAAAUAGAAUGGCGUAUAAUCCACCUCCCGCCCCAAAGCAGCCAUUUUCUCCAGGGAGACCGACCUCUGCUGUCUGGAGAUUAGUUGUAAUUCUAGGAGAUGUCCAGGUCCCACCUUGACAUUGGUAACAUUAGGCCUGGAAUCACCCUCUCAGUAACUUAAUAUCACCCAACUUGUGUGACUCAGCUAGAGCUGGUUGCUAAAUCCAGGGACAACAAUCAUCCCAUGAAAACCACUGCUGUGUAGCCAUUAGAGCGCUUCAGAGUAGGAUCUGAGAGACCCAGGUUCCAUGCCCAUCUUGAAGCUCACUGGAUGAUUUUGGACCACACAUAUAUUUUCAGUCUAACCUACCUCACAUGGUUGUUGCAGGGGGAGGAAGAGACGAGAAUAAUGUAAACUACUUUAGUCCCCACUGUGGAGCAAGGUGAGAUAAAAUGAAGUAAGCAAAUAAUAUAUAUAGCUGAAUAAAAGGUAUGUUGGUGAAUGGCUGAGAAUAAGAGAACGAGGCAGAGAAAUGAAAGAAGAUAUGAGGGUUGCCAAGAGGGG
This is a messenger RNA of Sphaerodactylus townsendi, 3086 nucleotides long. RefSeq names its product TIR domain containing adaptor molecule 2 (gene TICAM2). The coding region runs from base 356 to 1003 and encodes 215 amino acids. Gene Ontology annotation, biological process: lipopolysaccharide-mediated signaling pathway; positive regulation of myeloid dendritic cell cytokine production; positive regulation of natural killer cell activation. The transcript has 2 exons. Lineage: Eukaryota; Metazoa; Chordata; Lepidosauria; Squamata; Sphaerodactylidae. The record is from RefSeq and is a predicted model, not a curated record. Gene Ontology annotation, molecular function: protein kinase binding.